AGCGACGCAAAGCCGCGCGUCCCAUACAAUUUCCAGAGGCAGCAGCCAAAAUGGGGCUUGCCUUUUCCCGCAUCUGGGAGCGCAUGUUCGGCAAGAAGGAGAUGCGGAUCUUGAUGGUCGGCCUCGACGCCGCCGGUAAGACGACCAUCCUCUACAAGCUCAAGCUCGGCGAGGUCGUCACGACGAUCCCCACGAUCGGCUUCAACGUCGAGACGGUCGAGUACAAGAACAUCUCGUUCACGGUCUGGGACGUCGGAGGUCAGGACAAGAUCCGCCCGCUCUGGCGCCACUACUACCAGAACACGCAGGGCCUCAUCUUCGUCGUCGACUCCAACGACCGGGACCGCGUGGACAACGCCCGCGACGAGCUCCACCGCAUGCUCAACGAGGACGAGCUCCGCGAGUCGAUCCUCCUCGUCUUCGCGAACAAGCAGGACCUGCCCAACGCCAUGUCGGCCGCGGAGAUGACCGACAAGCUCGGCCUCAACGGCCUCCGCCACCGCCAGUGGUACAUCCAGGCGUGCUGCGCGACGACGGGCGACGGCCUCUACGAGGGCCUCGACUGGCUCUCCGCGACGCUCACCAAGCGCAAGCCCUAAGCGGGGGCCUCGGGCGGCGCCGCCGUGCUCGGCGGCACGCCCGGACCCGCGCUCCCCCCCACCAUGCGUCGCGGAGGCGUCGCGUCGACGACCGCGGCGGGCCUCGAAACGCUCGCCGCGGCCGCGCGACCGGCGGCCCCGCGCGCCUGAUCCCCCCUGCGACAUACCCAGCCCGUGUGCCGCGCCGCUCAUCCUAAAUUUCAAGUACACCUCGG
Aureococcus anophagefferens is the source of this 814-nucleotide messenger RNA. Its product is annotated as ADP-ribosylation factor. Bases 51 to 599 code for a protein of 182 amino acids. Gene Ontology annotation, molecular function: GTP binding; GTPase activity. NCBI's taxonomy places the organism in Eukaryota, Pelagophyceae, Pelagomonadales, Pelagomonadaceae. Gene Ontology annotation, cellular component: cytoplasm. Gene Ontology annotation, biological process: vesicle-mediated transport; intracellular protein transport. The transcript has 3 exons. The record is from RefSeq and is a predicted model, not a curated record.